Belonocnema kinseyi is the source of this 4197-nucleotide messenger RNA. RefSeq lists its product as uncharacterized. The coding region runs from base 460 to 2661 and encodes 733 amino acids. The record is from RefSeq and is a predicted model, not a curated record. The transcript is spliced from 9 exons. NCBI's taxonomy places the organism in Eukaryota, Metazoa, Arthropoda, Insecta, Hymenoptera, Cynipidae. Gene Ontology annotation, cellular component: Slx1-Slx4 complex; nucleus. Gene Ontology annotation, biological process: DNA repair; DNA replication.
AAGACAAGUUUCCGUAGAAUAAUAAAUGAAAAUUUUAGUCAAAGAGAUUGAUUGAGAGAUUGUGAAAUUGACAAGGGGCUAAAGAUAUUUUUGAGGAUAGAGACAGAAAUGGGAACAUAAGAGGAAAGUGAUGACAAAGAAGAGGAUGUUGCAUGGAAGCUCGGAGAGAAUGUAGGAUGAUUUGACAAUGGAUGAUUCCAAACUCACAUAGUCACAUUUCAACUGUAGAAAAUUUAUCCAGAGGUGAAGAAGCAGCAGAAACUCAGCACAUUAAAUUGUUUGCAUCAUCUUCGACGCUGAUUUAUAGCAGUGAUUUUAUGACAGAUUUUCAUUUUUCCAAUGGUACAAUUGCUGCUGCAAAUAAUUCAAAUGUUCUUAAAGAGACAUUAAAGUAUAUUGCAAUUCAAUCUAAGUUGGUCAGUGUCGUUAGAUGAUAUACAUCUGAAGGAUCUAUACAGUAUGGAAGAUGAAAAUAUGAUGACAUCCUGCAAUUUUCCCACAUUUAUAACAAACGACGCAGGAGACCUUGGGAUUGCACUUGCUUUGUCAAAAUCUUUACAGGAAACUGAGCAAAUACAGGAUGUUCACGGAGGUCAGGAUAAAGCAUCAAAAGCACCGAUGUAUAAUUUUCAGGAAGAUCAAAAAGAAUUAUUUCAAAAUUAUUUGCUCAUAAAUCAUAAACUACCUACUGAAUCGUAUAAUGCAACAUUCAAAAAACGAAAAAUGAAGAAUUCAACAACUCUACAGUUAUCUAACUCAGAAAUAAAGGACCGAACCUUAACCAAAAAUUUAGCAAGAAUACUAAUGGAAGAUGAAAGUGUUGAAAUGGAAAAUGAAAUUGUCUCAUGGGCAUGUCCUAGUAUAAUAAAGCCAGUUGUUGAGCAAAAUAAGUACCUUCAAAAUUACCGUUUCGUUGAAAACAAUUUUUGGAAGUUCACGACGUUUUGGAAUAAACGUAUUCCAAGUCACCUGUUCGAAAAAGAGUUUAUGAUGAAAGAUGUUGACGAAGAUAAAUCAAGCGAAUUCUUUCGAUGCUUUCAAAAUAAUAGAGAAAUAGAAUCUAUACAUGAACAAACUAACACCAAUACAAUUUUUUCUAAAAGUCUUAGCCUUGAGAAUGAUGAAUUUCCAGCAGUCAGACAAACUGACCUAAAAAGUGGAAAUUCAAAAUCUUUGAAAUUUUAUGGUGAAGCUACAAUUAUAAAGAAAAGAAAAUUUGUAUAUGAAGAUGAAGCAAAUGAGGAUCGUGAAUAUUUAAACAUCUUAUCGAACCUGGUUGAUAUAUGUUUACACAAUGAAGAUAUUCAUAAGUUUCUUAAAAGAUUGCAGUUAUUUGUUUUAGAAACAGAGAAAAAUGAACAAAUAAUUUUUAAAAACAUUUCUGAUCUAGAACAUAAGCCGAAUACACAACAUGAACAUCAAAAAUUCUCAGAUUCUGAACAAAUGUUCUGUUCAUCAAACAAUAUAUUCAAAGAAAAUGGAAUUAUAUUCAAUAAAAAUGUGCAAGAAUUUGCUUUGGAUAAUCAAGUUAAGAGUAAUAAAGAAACAGGAACAAUAAAGUUAAACUUGUUGCAACAAAAAAAAGUAUUUUCAAAGUCCACGAAACGUGCUGAUGAAGUUUUCGUUUUAACAUCUAUGCCUUUACAAUUAGUAGAAGUAGAAUAUGGAAGCACAAGGCCUAGGAAUUUAAGAAAUGGAAAAACCCGUAAUUUAUUUUGCGAGAUCGUAAAUGCUAAUGAGUCUCAGAAACUACAAUCAGGUAUUCAUCAUUCGGUCGAUAUAGCUGCAAUCUCUGAUCCUAUUGACAGCGAAUUGUUGAUCAGCUGUAACAAUAAUACUGGUUUCGAAACCUUAAAAAAUAAAAGUGCAGCAAAAUAUACGUUUGGCAUAUUUAGCGACGAUACGCAAUCUAACUCCCUUUUAAGACACACAAAUUCAAGUAUAAAGCAAAUAAUCGAUCACAGAUUUACGGACGUUUGUGAUAAGAGUCAUCGCACUACAACAUUCACUGCUGACUGUGGAUAUGAAGGAAAUAUUUUAUCGCAGCGUAAUUCUGACAAAUUGGAAAUAUGUAACACAGAAAUCACACCAAUGUCAACUAAAUGCAUGGAUAAUGUCAUACCGCCUGGUGAUUACAGAAUAAUGCAGACAUCCAAGCUGCAGGGAGAACUACGCAAAUAUGGUCUGAAAACACAAAAACCUCGCAUAGCGAUACAAUUACUUAACCAUAUUCGUGGAGUAUUGCAACCAGUACAGUCUGGAAGUCAUGAAAUAUUACCUGUAAACACGACAUCUUGUAGGAAUAAUACACACACACUUGGAGAAACUUACUCGUAUAAAGUAGGCAGGAACAAAUAUCUCAGGAAUGAUUUAUGUUUGCAGGAUUGGAAGUUGACUCAGAAAACUAAGACUCAAGCAGAAACGUCACAAAGGGAUUUUAAAACGGUUGAUUUUCUAAAUGAGAAUAAAAAUCGUUUGAGUAGAAAUAGCAUUCUUGGAAUUUACCUUAAAAGUGAUGCUAAACUACUUAAAAAAAUCUUUAAAUAUCAACCGUUAGAAAUAAACGUUAUAAAGUUAUAUAUAAAGGACCAGGAUUAUAGAUGGAACAAUAAUUCAAUUGUGGCAUUUCUAGAUGAACAGGAAAUAAGUUUUCAUAAUUGAAUAUUUAAAACUUAUUGAAUAUAUAUGUCUGUAUAUGAAUGAAUGCAGUUUAUAAAAUGAAAAGUGACUAUAUCGACCCGUCAACAGCUACCGCUCUGUGUCCUGGUAACUUCUUUUUGGACGAUUAUUCUUCACUGUUGCGAGCAUAGGAAUGAUCCUAUUUUGGACUGGACUCCGCACAGUGCAUUAGAGCAGUCAGACCACCAACAACUUGUAAUCUCUGUAGUUGCCUAAGGACGUUAAUAUUACGAUUGCACUUGAAUCAAUAACAUAAUUUCAAUCUCAAAUUUUUUUACAACGCCAGUUUAGUAAUGAAUACCUCGACUACCAGCGCUAAAGACCCUAUUUUUCACUUCCAUUUUCUCUGUGUAUAAGGGAGUUGCAACAGUUGUACUUGGAAUAUUCUUUUUAACUAAUGGUCCUUAUCAUCGGCGGUCUUGAAGGUGCCAAACUUUCAAUGUUUAAUAGCCUAGAAAGCAUCCCUGGUUAGCGUUCAGAUUUCUCACCAAGUGCACUCGUCAGGUGAAUCUGUCAAAGGGGCAUGGUUUACGAAAGUGAACCACAAAGUGACAUGUUCUUUGAACAGGUGCUUGUGAAAAGCUUUGGCGCGAAUAUAAAAUUGUCAGCUUAUGUUCAUAUAUAAUGGGGAGAAAGCGAAAGAACAAUUUUGUGUGUGCAAUUUCAUCAAACCAAUUAUUGUUGCAAACGAUAAUGUUUACAAAAAUCUUAGAAAGUGAUGAAGAAGAUAGUAAUAUAAAAUAAUAGGAUUCGCCAUUAUUGGAUUUUAGUAUUCUACAGAUCUAUUAUUAUCUAGCGCGAAUCCUAUAUCUAUAUUCUUUUUUAGACUCUUCACAAUUUACUUUUCUUUUUAAUGCGGAUUUUAUACUAAUUUCAUUUAAAUCUGUCCAAUUUUCCAACUUCCCUCUAAUUCCUCCUCUCACCUAGCGCCGCUGAACGGUUUCGAGUGCACCCGAGUGCACUCGGUGAGAAACCUCAAUGAACCCCUGCGUCUUAACAGUAUGCUAAAAUACUUGAGGAGAAAAUACAGGAAAAUACAGAAAGCAGUCAUCCUUUGGUCGUUCUGUGUCCUCAGGAAACACGAGAAUUUUGCCGGAUCUUCGUGUUGUUUAUGGCUGAAAUUUAACCACGAUUUCGUUGAGAUCUGGUGCAGUUUUUCAGAUUAGCACCCGCUCCCGGCGAAAUCCUGUAGUUGUCGUGAUCACAAACUUUUAAUUAUAUAUAUAUGGUUGUGUGUGUGUGAGUGCAUAUAGCAUGGAACGACGAAAACAACCUUAAGUACUUUUUCGAAAAUCGUGUUUUCAUGCGAUGGCCCCAUGUGAGUGUUAACUAAACGUCAUAUAAAACGCUUUAUAUUUUGUUAAAUUUUGGUUGCGCAGAUUUGAGAAUAGGGUCUUUCGAUCGGGCAUGCUUUGGCUCUCUAAAAUAAUUAAAAUCUUUGAGUUAAAAUCCAAUUUCCAUGUGAAGCGUGCCGGGCCAUUCCAGGAAAUAUAUAUUUUUUUAUCACAUACUGCUUUU